Exophiala xenobiotica is the source of this 2376-nucleotide messenger RNA. RefSeq lists its product as hypothetical. The record is from RefSeq and is a predicted model, not a curated record. The transcript is spliced from 4 exons. Gene Ontology annotation, biological process: fatty acid metabolic process. Gene Ontology annotation, molecular function: medium-chain fatty acid-CoA ligase activity. The coding region runs from base 345 to 1751 and encodes 468 amino acids. NCBI's taxonomy places the organism in Eukaryota, Fungi, Ascomycota, Eurotiomycetes, Chaetothyriales, Herpotrichiellaceae.
CACGUUCGUUUCCAUGCAGGGACACAGAGCACUGAACUACCAUGCGCAGCCAACGCUCUUCCGAUCCCGCUGCUCGUAGGGCCCAUCCAUUUGGUGACACUGACCUAGUACUUCUCCCGAGGUAGGUACGAAAUUUUCGCCUCCGAAAAUGACAGUUCAGCCUAGGUUCCGAGUCCUAGAGGGCUACCAAUGGUUCAUCACGCCUGGCGAGACCGGAUGGCACAAUAUUGGAAGCAGCAAGUCAGGCUGUCCACGUGUUGCGGCCUGCUAGUAUCAAAUGCGAAGGUACCCAGCCUCAGGAAAUAAAGUCCAUCUGAACGUUGAUACCUCAAUGCACUUCAGCCAUGGCGCUGGCGAGCACAAGACCACUGUUGUUUCCUCCGCGUCCACCUUCGAUCGUUCACGGGAGCACAGAAACACCAUUAGUCGAUUUCACACUUGGAGAGCUGCUUGAUUUUCAGUGCAGACGAUAUUCGACAAGAGAAUGUUUGAUAGUACCAUGGACUGGCGCAAGGUGGACAUACAACCACCUCAGAGAAGAAAGCAGCAGGGUCGCGAAGGCUCUGCUUGCUCGUGGCAUUCGAGCUGGAGACAGAAUUGCCAUCAUGGCUGGGAACUGUGAACAAUACGUGUCAGUGUUCUUCGCUACAGUGCGUAUAGGCUGCAUUCUGGUCAUCCUCAACAAUACCUACACUUCUUCCGAAGCACAGUAUGCUCUGAGGUUUACUGAGUGCAAGCUUCUGUUCACUACUUCUCGCAUUGGUCAUCGCGACAAUAAGCCACUUUUGCAUCAUCUACGGGACGCGCCUGGGACCGUUGAGGAGAUCAUCAUCCUGAGAGGCCAUGCAGGACAAUUCACUUCAUACGAGAGCUUCGCAGAAGAUGGAGCUUGCGAGCCAGACGAGCCACUUGCCGAAUGCUCCAACCAUUUUGGUACUCACGAUGUCUGCAACCUGCAAUUCACCAGCGGCACGACAGGGAAUCCAAAAGCUGCGAUGUUGACUCACCACUCUCUUGUCAAUAACAGUAGAUUUAUUGGUGAUCGAAUGGCUCUGACUGAGGAUGACGUGUUGUGUUGCCCGCCUCCGUUGUUCCAUUGUUUCGGUCUGGUGCUCGGUUUACUAGCUAUAAUCACCCAUGGAGGGAAAGUGGUCUAUCCUACAGAGACAUUUGACGCAGCCGCUUGUUUGAAAGCAAUCCACGAGGAGCAGUGCACAGCUUUACACGGUGUUCCAGCCAUGUUUGAUUCUAUCUUCAGUCUACCGCGGCCGGACGGUUUUGAUUGCUAUCGUCUGCGAACUGGAAUCAUUGCCGGGGCUCCUGUUCCUCGGCACCUGAUGGAAUUGCUGGUCAACGACCUCGGAAUGACAGAGUUUACGAGUAGUUACGGGUUGACCGAGGCAUCUCCUACCUGCUUCAACGCCAUGCACGACGAUCCUAUUGACCUGAAACUUUCGACAGUCGGCCAGGUCAUGCCACAUGCUCAUGCCAAGAUUGUGGACCGAUAUGGUAAGAUCGUACCAAUUGGUGAGAGAGGAGAGCUUUGCAUCGCUGGGUAUCAGUUACAACGAGGGUACUGGAAGAACCCCGAGAAGACCUCGGAAGUCAUGAUUCGUGAUGAGAACGGCGUCUUGUGGCUGCAUACUGGUGAUGAAGCAGUCUUCCAUGAAGACAAAACUUGCACAAUCACUGGCCGGUUCAAAGACAUCAUCAUUCGAGGUGGGGUUCCUAGCUGUCAAAUUUCAGCCUAGACACUGACGAAGCGUUUUAGGCGGAGAAAACAUUUACCCUCUCGAGGUUGAAGAGAGGUUGAUGCAACACGAAGCUAUCGAAAGGGCAAUCGUGGUCGGCAUGAAGCAUCAUCGACUAGGAGAAGUCGUGGUUGCCUUUCUGCAAGGUACCUCUCCAGCAUUUGGAGGAACCUACGCCGCUAUCAGCGACGAUGAGGUUCGCGAAUGGGUGAAGAUGAGACUGGGCCGGCACAAGGCUCCUGAACAUGUAUUCUGGCUAGGCAAGGAUGGAGUUCCCAAUGCUGUUCCACUGACAGGAAGUGGGAAGGUGAGGAAGUUCGAGCUUGCCAAGUUGGCCGAACAGAUCCUGGGAACUGCAAAAGCGAAGCUAUAAGCGAGCAACAGGCCUACUUGUAUGAACACCAAGAAACCGCAGGUAAAAACCUCUGUGAUCCGUUGACUAUAGAGUUCGAGGUCUCUUGUGCAACUUUUAAAAUCGGCUUGUGCCCAAGCUUUGCCUUUAUUCAGCUAACCUAUAUCUGGACUGACGCCUUCUGCGACUCUGGAUCGGCCUGACCGUCCUCAUCGCUUACAGCCUGGCAGACCUGUCCUCCGUCACCGGCUCGGUCGAUUGACGCCUUUGCUG